Messenger RNA from Papaver somniferum (opium poppy), 1935 nucleotides. Its product is annotated as lysine histidine transporter-like 8. The record is from RefSeq and is a predicted model, not a curated record. Gene Ontology annotation, cellular component: plasma membrane. The transcript has 5 exons. NCBI's taxonomy places the organism in Eukaryota, Viridiplantae, Streptophyta, Magnoliopsida, Ranunculales, Papaveraceae. Bases 242 to 1813 code for a protein of 523 amino acids.
GUCUCAGUUGUCCCUCUCUUACUCUUCUGAUCUGCUUUGAGUGCUGAGCUCUCAUCACGCUCCUUCCAUCCUUAUAAAAACAUUGCAUUUCACAGCUUUACUUGGCAUCUAUCCCUCUCUCUCUCUCAGUCUCUGUCUCCAUCAUAAUCGUCUUCUUCUCCACUUAAAUUCUCAUAGACAAAUAGAUAUUGACAAAACUUACUUUCCAACCCAGUUCUGACUGAGAUUGUUGUAGAGAGAAAUGGAUGAGAGACCAGAGAUGGAGUUAAUGUCAAUACCAACAACACCACGAGUAUCAACACCGGAGAUAUUAACACCAACGGGACAGAGAUCACCAAGAAGUAUCAGACUAGGAGGAUCGAAAGAUCAAACAAAAUCAUCAUGGACACCAACUUCACUAAUAUCACCAAGGUUUUUAAGCCCGAUAGGGACUCCAAUGAAAAAGGUUAUAGUUAAUAUGAAAGGUUAUUUAGAAGAAGUUGGACAUAUUACUAAACUUAAUCCUCAAGAUGCUUGGUUACCUAUUACUGAAUCUAGAAAUGGUAAUGCUCAUUAUGCUGCUUUUCAUAAUCUUAAUGCUGGUAUUGGUUUUCAAGCUCUCCUUUUGCCUGUUGCCUUCUCCUAUCUUGGCUGGAGUUGGGGAAUAAUCGCUUUGACAAUAGCUUACUUCUGGCAACUGUAUACACUGUGGGUUUUAGUCCAGCUACAUGAAGCAGUUCCUGGGAAGAGAUACAACAGAUAUGUGGAACUUGCUCAAGCAGCUUUUGGAGAAAGGCUGGGUGUGUGGUUAGCUUUAUUUCCAACAGUAUAUCUAUCAGCAGGAACUGGAACAGCCUUGAUUCUCAUAGGGGGAGAAACCAUGAAAUUGUUCUUUCAGAUAGUUUGUGGUCCUGCUUGUAGUUCCAAUCCUUUGACGACUGUCGAGUGGUAUCUGGUUUUCACUUCUCUCAGCAUUGUUUUGUCUCAACUACCGAAUCUUAACUCGAUAGCUGGAUUAUCUCUAGUCGGAGCGAUCACAGCCAUUGUGUAUUGCACAAUAGUGUGGGUUCUUUCUGUAUCUCAAAUGAGACCGCCGUCCAUGUCUUACCAGCCAAUUUCUUCGCCUACAGCAACUGCUUCAACCUUUUCAAUAUUUAAUGCUUUAGGGGUUAUUGCCUUUGCAUUUAGAGGACACAACCUAGCCCUUGAAAUUCAGGCGACCAUGCCGUCUACUUUUAAGCACCCUGCACACGUGCCCAUGUGGAGAGGAGCCAAGGUUGCCUAUACCUUAAUUGCUAUGUGUGUGUUCCCUGUCGCCAUAGGAGGAUUCUGGGCUUAUGGAAAUCUGAUGCCUUCGUCAGGAAUUCUAAAUGCCUUGUACGGAUUUCACAAUCACGAUAUUUCGAGAGGGCUUCUAGCAACAACUUUCCUCUUGGUUGUGUUCAACUGUCUAAGCAGCUACCAGAUCUACUCAAUGCCCGUUUUUGACAGCUUUGAAGCAGGAUAUACGAGUCGCACGAAUCGGCCUUGCUCCAUUUGGGUGCGAUCUGGUUUCCGAGUUUUGUGUGGUUUCAUUUCCUUCUUCAUUGGAGUUGCAUUCCCUUUUCUCUCUAGUCUUGCUGGUCUCUUAGGAGGUGUUACUCUUCCAGUAACAUUUGCUUACCCCUGUUUCAUGUGGGCUCUCAUAAGGAAGCCCCCAAAGUAUAGCUUUAGUUGGUAUCUCAACUGGACCCUUGGUUGGUUAGGGAUUGCCUUUAGCUUGGCCUUUUCUGCUGGAGGUAUUUGGAGUACGGUUAACAAUGGUCUUAAGCUUAGGUUUUUCCAAUCUAACUAAAAGUUUAAUGUAAGAAGAAUACUUUAAGAAUUUUGUGUGAGAUUCUAGUCUGAAAGACGAUCGAGUACUGUAAUACUAGUAAUAGUAUUUCAAGUUGUUCAUUGAUAUUUUUGUUUUGGAUA